UCCGAUUCCCAUGCGAUCGAAUACGAAUGUUUCCACUUGCAUUUCUCUCCAAAAGUAAAAUUCCAAAAACCCCACUAAGAAGAGAGUGCUCUGAUUCUGUGGUUGCGUAGAAGAACCCUAAACCGAAGAAGAAGAAGAAGAAACAGAGAGGGUUUUUUUUCUAAAAUGUUGAUGGCAAAUUGUGGGCCGGUGAUGGAAAAUGAUACGAUGGAAUCUGAAUCCGUGGCGUUAAUGGCGGCGGCUAUGGCUUCUUCGCCGGCGACUCCGAAGACGGUGGUGGUGAAGGAAGAGGAAGCUCAUCAUCCUUACGCGUUUCACGUUUCGGGACCUAGAAACGUAGCUUCUCCUAAUUGGAGAGAUCUCAUCAAUUCCAGUUGGAAGGACCCUAACUAUAAGAGAACAGUAAUGGCAUGCUUUAUCCAAGCAGCUUACUUGCUUGAACUCGACAGACAAGAGAACAGAAACGAGCAAAAUGCUCUCGCUCCAAAAUGGUGGAUUCCUUUCAAAUUCAAGCUAUCGCAAACACUCAUCGACGAGAGAGAUGGAUCCAUAUUCGGCGCCGUUCUUGAAUGGGACAGAGCAGCUGCGAUGGCAGAUUUGGUCGUCAUCAGACCAAGUGGGGCACCAAAAGCAGUACUCGCGCUACGAGGAACGAUUCUAAAGAGUCUAACAAUGAGACGUGACAUCGAAGAUGAUCUCCGGUUCUUAGCUUGGGAGAGCCUUAAAGGUUCUGUGAGGUUUAACGUCGCUCUCGAGGCGCUGCAAUCAGUAGCAAAGAGAUAUGGGAGCAGUAAUGUUUGCGUUGUGGGUCAUUCUUUAGGAGCUGGUUUUGCAUUACAAGUAGGUAAAGCCUUGGCUAAAGAAGGGUUGUUUGUAGACGCCCAUUUGUUCAAUCCACCUUCUAUAUCUCUCGCUAUGAGCUUAAGAAACAUCGGAGAGAAAGCUGGUGUUGCUUGGAAACGUCUCAUGUCAAUGCUUCCUCCAAAAACCGAGCCUUUGAUACCAAAUGGUAAUGAAGGAGAGAUUGUUUCAGGGUUCAGGAACUGGGUACCGAGCUUCUACGGACAGACUCAGAAAUCUUCUGUGGAUUUGAGAAAAUGGGUGCCUCAUUUAUACGUGAACGAUAGUGACUAUAUCUGCUGCCACUACACUGACCAAGAUGGAGUAACUGAGAAGAGAGAAGUGAACAAUAAGGAGAACAAUGGUCCUGUUGUGAACAGUGUUCCUCAAGCAGUAGCAAAGCUUUUCGUGAUGUCGAAAGGGAAACAGAAGUUUCUUGAGGCGCACGGGUUAGAACAAUGGUGGUCGGAUAAUCUUGAGCUUCAAUCAGCUAUUCAUAGCAGCAGGUUGAUCAGUCAGCAGCUCAAGUCACUAUACAGUAUCAAGUAAACAUUGAUAUGGUUUCACCGGUUUUAUUCAGCAUAAGUCCAACCACAUGUCCAUCUCCAUCGUUUAAUAAAACACAUUUGCUCUCUCUUUUAUGAUCUGAUGUUAGAACAUUUUUCCAGGAAAUGUAACAACAUAAAUGUAAGAAAGCUUUUUUUUCA
Messenger RNA from Eutrema salsugineum, 1547 nucleotides. RefSeq names its product GDSL esterase/lipase At4g10955. NCBI's taxonomy places the organism in Eukaryota, Viridiplantae, Streptophyta, Magnoliopsida, Brassicales, Brassicaceae. The transcript has 2 exons. The coding region runs from base 166 to 1389 and encodes 407 amino acids. The record is from RefSeq and is a predicted model, not a curated record.